AUGGAGUACUGCUACGGCCGCGACUUCCUGUUCUGCGAUAUGUGUGGGACGCAGCUUUUGCUGAGCUCGCCAAAGUACGCCGAAUGCCCUUUCUGUGGUUUCAGGCGGCCGGCCAAAGGUGAGGAGGGCUCCCGUUUCAAUUUUGGUAGAAGCUGGUGUUUGGAGGCUUUUUGUGUAUGAUUUGAUGUUCCGGCCGAUCCAGCUCUACGGUACGGUUCUAGCUUUGGGAUCUUUGGUCUCAUCGUGUAGACCUGUGCUUUGGAGCUUGAGAGUGUGGCUGGAGUACUAGCGUAUCUGGUCGGACGAAAUCGUCGCCUCCGACAGGACUCUCUCCUCGGUACUAGCCACUGUGCAUCUCUCGUGAGAGACCUGACGUAGACAGACCGUAUUGAAAUCCUUGAAAAGGAUAUGCAAUGCUUAAGAUGCAAAUGUUUUUUCCUGUCUGAUCGAAACACGAUUCAAAAUAAAUUUUCAAUUACGGCCAUCGUAAAAUGUGCCAAGCUGAAGGUACUACAUGAUCAUGUAGCAUAGUUCAUGAACUGCUAGUUUUGAAUGAAAAAUAUUUAAUAGCUGGCCGAUCCGUAAGAACUAGUGGAAUGCAUACGAUUCGAGUUGUUAAUUGCUAAAUGUCACUUGAAGGUUUUGAUUCCACUAUAUAGUCUUUGUGAACUCGCCUAUGAUUCUUCUUUUCUUAACCUAAAAAAGUUAAUUCGAUUCCACACUUUUUGUUUCUCUGUCUUCUCUGAGAUGCUGGUCUCUAUGUACAUUGAUGUUGUAUGUGCACAAUUCCAAAGAUAUUCAAUUAUGACUUAAACCUUUUCUGCCAAACUCUGGCGUCAUGCAUGGAAUGAGCAAAUUUCCACAGUCAAGUAAUUGCUCACAUGAUUUUAAUAAAGAUCAAUUAUUUUUGUUGGGGGGAGUCUUGAGAGCUGUACUAUUUGUUUGGUCUUUGAAGAUUGUUAUAUAUCUUGUAAAUCAGGUUUUUUUUUUUUCUUUCAUACCUUUUAAGUAUGCGAUAUCUUUUUGUUCCAGAGAUGAAGGGGAGAGAAAUACGGUAUACAAUCACUGCUGAGGUACGUAUUCGGAUUUUGAUAGUGCCUUUGUAUGCCAUCUUCAGAAAUCUGAAGGCUCAUGUAUUUUAGCCACUAUGGCAUUGACUGUCAACAUCUUUAUGAUACAUUAUUAUAAUCAAUACCCAUGAAAUUACAAACAUUUAUUGACAGUACGUUAUGAAAAUGACUGUAACGUUGAAUUUGAGAUCUUGGUAUGCGGAAGUGACCUAUCUAUGCAUAAAUUGUGUGCCGAUUGGUAUAGGCAUAAGAAAUUGGUUUGGCUUCCGAUUAUAUUUCACUUCUGUGUAAGAUGCAGUUUGCCCCUUAACAAAACAGCAAAAUAAAAAUUUUAUGCUCCGGUCUAUCUUGCAAGCUCGAAAUAUUAUGUCUUUCGUUUUGAAAGGACAAUCCUUGAAGAUGCGGAAGUGGACUCUGAAUGAAAAGUUUAUCAGAUAUCAAUGCACAUAAUACGUAGAAUUCUGAGCUGAGAAUCUGAGUGGAAUAAAAGCUUCCUUCAUGCAGAAAUCUUUCACCAGGGAUUUCUCGCAAGUUAUACAUCAGGGUGGAUCCACUCUGACUAACAUGAGGAAUCAAUCAUAGCGCCUGGAGAAUAUCUUCAAGUCCUUAUAAAUAGUUUUGAGAGAGGUAUGGAGAAAUCAAUAAACAACGGUUGGAAACUUCCUUGUGGGCCUGAUGCGAGAGAAAUGGAAGGAAAUUCCAGUUCACCUGAAAUAAAAUUCAAUACAUUAUCACUAAAGUAGAGACAAGAUUGACCCCCUGACUGAUAGUUUUGGGAAAGUAUCAUUGACUCAUUCAUCAACCGUAAGUUGAAUCAUCUCAUAGAAGUUCGCGUCCUUGCUCACCAUCUUUUCCGAUGAUUUUGAUAUGUUUAUGACUUCUACCAGAGCCUACCUCAGUAAAUUAUCAAGGUGAACAUUUUGAUUUGCUACAAAUUAGGUCCAAUUACGAGCCAAUUUGGACCUAUCUGAAGGUUUUGCCGACUUGGGCACCUAUCUGAAUCGGGUGAUUAAUCCGGUGGCUGACCUAACAAAUCUUAUCGAGUCUGGAACGAGCUUGUCUCACGAUAUUUGGUAAUGUUCAAUCCAAAUGCACUUCACUCAGCCAUUGGAUCAGCUUCCCCGUCUGCUAGAAAUGCUUUAUUGAGCUGGUAAGAUCUUUGGUAAUCAAUGACUUCAGCUCGUCCCAAUUCUACCCGAUCGGAGUAUCUAUGGCAUAAAGUAGCAGCUGAUUUCUAUUUUUGGGAGCUUGCCGAAGAGAUCUAGAUCGAGGGGUGUUGAUGUGGUCUGCAUCUUUCAGGACAUCAGGAGGGAGCUGAAGAUCGAGCCGUUUGUUCAGGUCGGGACAGUUCCUGAGCAGGAGGAAGAACUCCGACGUCCAGUCGUAAGUAGGAGUGUUUCAUGUUGGGGCGGCUGGGAAACUUGGCCAGAUGUUAGUUCUCACGGUCUCAUCUCCUCUGUACCAGGCCAACAAGAUUUGCCCCAACUGUGGCCACAACGAACUCGAGUACUACACCAAGCAGGUAAUAGAUUCUACGGAUUGAAUGCACUCCCCCCCUCCCUAUCUCUCUCUCUCUCUCUCUCCCUUUCUCUCUUGCUCAACACACACACGCACACUUUUACAUGCAGAGAUAUCAAUUCUCUCCAACUCUCUGUCUGUCUCUCUCUAACGCACACACACGUACAGCCACCAAUUCUGCAUUCGUCCACUCUCUCUCUCUCUCUCUCUCUCUCUCUACUCUCUUUUUUUGCUAUUGGCUGAUGUGCUCACUCUUGCGUCCCAUGUUGGGCAGAUGCGGUCUGCCGACGAAGGGGCCACGACCUUCUACGAGUGCAGGAAAUGCAAGCAAGGGUUUAGAGAACAAUGA
This is a messenger RNA of Spirodela intermedia, 2937 nucleotides long. The record is from the annotation of a GenBank genome assembly. Lineage: Eukaryota; Viridiplantae; Streptophyta; Magnoliopsida; Alismatales; Araceae.